GAGGCCGCGGCAGCCCGCGAGCGAGCUUCCCUGACCCGCUCCCGCCGCCUCAGCAUGAAGGCUUUCAGCCCCGUGCGGUCCGUGAGGAAAAACAGCCUCUCGGAGCACAGCCUGGGCAUCUCCCGCAGCAAGACGCCCGUGGAUGACCCCAUGAGUUUGCUCUACAACAUGAACGACUGCUACUCCAAGCUGAAGGAGCUGGUGCCCAGCAUCCCGCAGAACAAGAAGGUGAGCAAGAUGGAAAUCCUGCAGCACGUCAUCGACUACAUCCUGGACCUGCAGAUCGCCUUGGACUCGCACCCCGCCAUCGUCAGCCUGCACCACCAGCGAGGCGGGCAGAGCGCGGCCUCGCGCAGCCCGCUGAGCGCCCUCAACACGGACAUCAGCAUCCUGUCCCUACAGGCAUCCGAAUUCCCGUCAGAACUAAUGUCAAAUGACAGCAAAGCACUUUGUGGCUAAAUCAAACGGUGUUCCACUGAUGAGCUUCUUUUGUUUGUUGUUUUUCUCUUUUUUUUUCUUUUUCUUUGCACAAGAUUAUCUACAGAAUUUUUUUUUUUGAGGCGCUGAAUUUAUUUUUCAGCUGUAUCUGGAGGGGAAAUCCACAUCUGAAAGGACCUUUUAAAAUUAAUAAAGAAGAAAAAAUCAAGAUUGUUCUUUAUCCCCACCCCAUUCUUCAACUUGGACUGAACCUAGUUAUUUAUGAAGAGACUCUUAAAUACCCUUUCCCUAGAUGGAAGGCUUCCUUUAUAUACUAUUCCCAACGUGGGGAGCGAAACAAAAUCUUACAAGGAGUUGCCCAUUUUAAGCAGACUUUGCCUUUUUUUUCCAAAGGUGGAGCGUGAGUACCAGAAGGAUCCAGUGUUCAGUGUUUUAGGGAAGUCUGUGGUCAGAAAUUACCUUUUUGACACAAACCUAGGGCUGAAUGCUGUGUAUAUAUUUAUAUAUAAAUAUAUA
Nothoprocta perdicaria is the source of this 954-nucleotide messenger RNA. It is a transcript of the gene ID2, whose product is annotated as inhibitor of DNA binding 2. Bases 55 to 459 code for a protein of 134 amino acids. NCBI's taxonomy places the organism in Eukaryota, Metazoa, Chordata, Aves, Tinamiformes, Tinamidae. The transcript has 3 exons. Gene Ontology annotation, molecular function: protein dimerization activity; transcription regulator activity. Gene Ontology annotation, cellular component: nucleus; cytoplasm. Gene Ontology annotation, biological process: circadian regulation of gene expression; negative regulation of transcription by RNA polymerase II; cell differentiation. The record is from RefSeq and is a predicted model, not a curated record.